Molecule: messenger RNA, 748 nt
Organism: Photinus pyralis (common eastern firefly)
Lineage: Eukaryota; Metazoa; Arthropoda; Insecta; Coleoptera; Lampyridae
Exons: 3
Coding region: 286-627 (113 amino acids)
Source: RefSeq, a predicted model, not a curated record
GACGAACGUCAUUGUGAAGUAUACGUAAUGGUUGUCCGAGCGUUACCUAACUCAGUUGCGUAAGGAAUUACAUUACGUAACUGUUGAUGAAAUGUGAGACGUUCCAAACCUUGCGCGUCAUUAGAACAAAUUGAUAAACACAACACUUUACGAACUAAUCAUUAUCUUAUUUUCAUGAUAGGUACCGUUUAUCUAUAUACAGGUACUUAGCCCGCUUUUGAAGAAGUAUAAAUAACCGCAUCACUUUGGAAGAGGCGUCGUAGUUUCUCGCCAGUCAUCAUCAACAUGCACAUCAAGAUUUUGUUAGUUGGCCUUUCCCUGUGCUUCGUUGUUUCGGCAUAUUUAAGAAAGUGCGCCACCUGCAGCGGUGCCAAGGGCAACGACUGUAUAACAUGUAGGAAUGGUUAUGAUAAGGCGUGCUCUGCUCCAUAUGACCAACCUCACUCCAGCUGUGUGAAAUAUGUCGAUACAACGAGUAACUAUACUGUAAGGAGAUGCGCAUACAGAGCAAGUUAUUAUACCAAUCCGUGCGACAGCAUACCUAACUCUAAAGACUGUUCUUCUUGCGACAGUCGCAGUUUCUGCAACGACGAACAAGAUUGGGAACCGAAGUGCCCGGGAGAGUAGUGUGCGACAAAACAGCAUGUCAUAGUGUAGUUUACGAUAUCCUAGUUCGAUUUUGAAAUUAAGACUUGUACCACAAUUGUAUUUUAUAUCCUGUUCUAUAAUAAAGUCUUGACCACCACUU